AUGAUUAGAUUUUUACAAAUGGCCCAAAAUCCAGUACAGCAAUUGGAGCUUAUCACGGAACUUUUAGGAACCCCUUCAUUGGAGGAUAUGAAGUACGCCUGCGAAGGAGCCAAGACGCAUAUGCUCAGGAGAGCGCCCAAGCCCCCCUGCUUGUCGGCGCUGUACACUCUCUCCUCGCAAGCUACGCAUGAAGUUGUACAUCUGCUGUGCCAGAUGUUGGUUUUCGACCCGGACAAGCGAAUUACGGUAGUAGACGCACUAGCACAUCCGUACCUAGACGAAGGUAGGUUGAGGUACCACUCGUGCAUGUGCAAAUGCUGCUACACGACGGCUACCGGAAUGCGGCAAUACACUUCCGAGUUUGAAAACACCGCUCCGCAGCCUUUCGACGACCACUGGGAACGGAAACUAACAGCGGUGCAACAGGUUAAAGAAGAAAUGCACAAGUUCAUUGCGGAGCAACUGAAUACCAGUAGGGUACCGCUUUGUAUCAAUCCCCAAUCUGCGGCGUUCAAGAGUUUCGCCAGCUCUACUGUGGCGCACCCUUCAGAAUUGCCACCUUCCCCUCAUCAGUGGGACUGACCCUGGGCGAAAUCUGUUCACAGAUAACGCCAGUCACCGUCAAACAUUUCCCUCUAAAUUUCUUGUAUUUUUGUUCAACUUAAACAUUGUAAAGUGAUUUUCAUAAAGGAAAUUCAUAGUAAGAAUUCCAAGAAGAUUUUAGAUAUAAUAUCUAAAUUUGUUCUUUUCGUACAGUUUUAGUCCGAGGAUGGUAUAAAGCAACCUAAAACAAAAAUAUAAAAUGAAUCUUUCGUUACCUUUGUGCGCGUGCAUUGUUUUGAUUCGAGAUAUACAGGGUGGUCCGAAUUGUAAUCGGAAAACUGUGUCAACAUAUGCUGCAGAUAAAAAUAAGUAAAACAAGUGUGUAUACAUGCAUGUUCUUAAAUGCUUUCUUUCGAAUAUACAGGGUGUAGAACGUCGACAUUUAGAUGAAAAUUGGUAUCUGGGCGUUUUUUGACAUGAGAAAUUCGAUUUUGAUUUUAAUAUCACUCCUACUUGUACUACCUAUAUAUUUUUAACCGAUUUGAAGAGUACUUUUUGUCCGUAUUACACUAUUGAGAGAAAAAUAUACAUUUUCGUCGUUUUUAAAAAUGGUCUCUUGGUAAAAAUCGCGAUGAGCAAGAUGUUUGGAAUCUAAAUAAUCAAUACAUGUCAUCAUUGACAAAAAUUGAACAUGUUGACUAGAUAAAGUAAUAAAUUUGGAAAUGUUUUUAUGACCAAGGUUCAACAGAAACUGUUUUAUCAUAAAUUUUGAAAAUUAUAUUUACGUGUUCAAAUUUAGUUACUAUCUAGUAAAUAUAUUUAAUUUUUUUAAUUAAUUUAAAGACCGUUUUAACAUAAAAUAGAGAGAAAAUGUUUAUUUUUUCUUCAGUAGUGUAAUAAUUCAAGUACGUACCGAAAAGUUAUUACUCUUCAAAACAGUUAUGAAAUAUGUAGGUGGUGCCCCCUACAAGUAAGAGAAAUUUACAUCGAAUGACUUCGAAUUCAUGAAUGAACGAAUUCGAAUUUUACACAUCAAAAAACACAUACAUCAAUUUUCAUCCAAAUAUCUACGUUAGUUCAGAAAUUAUUUGAAAAAAAAAGAAAAACGAAGCAAAAAUUAAACUUCUAUGCCUUCUAUUACUCUUUAUCUACUCAUUUUUAUCUGCAGAAUAUGUUUACGGGUUACAAUUCGGACCCCCUUGUUAUACUGACGAUGUUUCCACCAAAAAUGAAACAUAACAAAAUAAAUAGAACCUAUUUAAUGCUGAAAAUAUAUUUGUAAAAUAUAAAGGUAUCGAAAAAUUAACAAAAAGAUCAUACAACUUUUAGGAUAUGGUAUUAAACUUAUGAAAUAAUCAGUUGAGGUCUCUAUAUAAUCUAGGUUAUAUUAGAAUGUAAGACGCGCAACUAAGAAAACACCAAAUACUUGUCAGGGAUGCUAUGCAAAUGUAAGGAAGAAAGAGACAAUCGCGCAGCAACUUUUUUUAGUGUGUGUUAUAUGUAUACUUUACUUGCUCAUUUUAAUUAUGUAUUUAGCUGGUGUAGUUCGUAAACAAAAAAAAAUACCUGUUCGCCACCUUAGGAAUUAAGCAUUUUUAAUUGUAAAAAAUUGUGGAAAAGCAACGGACUCAAUUUUAUGUUUAGUCGGCCAUUUAGACGAUGCCGCAGAUCACACAUUUCUUCCUUUUAGGUGGGGACUGUUGUACGUUUCUGUUUGAAAAUUGUGCCUUUGCUUUUCAAAGUUGCUAAAUGUUACUUACAAAAGCGAUCUUAAAACAGAUUGAAAAAAAAAAUCAAAAAAUUACUACUAAACAUAGGAAAAGCGCCUAAAUCAGUGUACAUUUAAUUGUAUAAUUUGAAAGUGUAAUUGGUUAGUUAGUGGUGUAACGAAUUGUAGAUAAUGUGUGUACAGAUAUCACUGCCUUGAGUAGUCUAGAUAGAAACGAAGUAUAUUUUAGUUCCAUAAGACUGGCAGGUUAUUCCUGUUGAGGCAGUUCUUCAACUUUCAGCUAAUCUUUGUUUUACGAAAUCAUUUAUAUCUUUUGUUAUUAUAAUUUAUAUCAGAUACAGCUGCAAUAUUUCGACUCACAACCUAGUCUGUUUCUUAUGAAAUAUAUCUGAAAAUUGUUUUAUUUCAAGUUCAAAAUAUUUUCUAAUUUUAUAUAUAAAUCACGCCAUUAACAAUUUUGUUUGUUUUGUUAUAUCUCUUAAAAAAUGUUAAUCUUAUAUUUCUCUCUCAUUCGUCUUCUUUCAUUUUUUUCUUUCUGCUUUUUUCUUAAGCUUUUUAUGUUGUGUAGAGUAACAAUGUAAAAAUUGUCUUUAUUAUCAUCACAUUUUAUUGUUACACAAAUUUAAAGAAACAAAGGAGAAAAUAAAAAUUGAGAAUUAAUUUAAUGCAUCAAACCAAAAAAUGAUAAAUUGUUAUUUUUAAUAAUGUUUCAAUGUUGAAUAUAAAAUAUUGUUAAAAAAUACUUGUUAAUUAAUGGUGUGAUUGUAAAUAAAAUAGUAUACAAAAGGAAGAAAGUUUUCAUUACUGUCUUGAGUCUUGAGAUUUAGUAAGUCUCUUGAUAAUAAUGCAACACUUCCUUACUCGGUAUGUAAUGUUACCUAAAAAAUGAAAGACGAUUAUCGAAAAAGGGACUCAUGAAGUUCAUAGUGGCGGUUGAAUGGAGAAUAUUGCAGCUAGAUAUCGUACACGUUUUAAACUUAAAAAUAAUAAUAAAUCUUAAUUCUUUUGACUCACAGAUCAAUUUCGGACUUUAUGUUUAAAAUUGUGAAGAACUGCUUGAUAAAAUGCACCAAGCAUUGCUGAUCUUGGUAGUUAGUGUUUAAGGAAUUUUAUUUUAAGGAUUAAGACUGUGAAUAAUAGCUACUAAAACAUGUAUAAUGUGCAGCUCUAUUUCAGAACCCGUAUAGUAAAAAAAUUAAAAAAAUGAAGAUUGCCAACUUCACAUGUAGUUUAGUGUAUUAAGUGUGGUUUAUAAGUGUGCAAUGAGAUAAAUAGAGACUGUGAACAACUGUAACAAUUAUAUUUUAAGUAGCCAAUUUUUUAAUCAUUCUUUUAAUUUUAAUUGUAUAUAUUUUGUCUAUGUAUUUAGUAAAAUUUACUUUAGGCUCCAAUUUUUAUUUAGGUCACAGUUUAGGUUUUAAAAAUUGUAUUGAUGGAGUAAUGCGUGUUAGCAAGGAAACUAAUAAUUGUGAUAUUAACUUUUUAAUUUUUCUUGAAAUUGGACUAUGUACAAAAUGCAGAUAAUACAUUAUCAUAUUUUUCUGGUGCAGUGAAUAUAAAAUAAAAACGUUUCUUGCUAACAACUAAUAGGUGGUAUUUAAUAAAGAUUUUUUUGAAAUUCCGGGAUUGCCUUAAUUUUGCUAGAUGGUUACUAAUUACUGGCAAAUUCGACUACAACAUAAUGUACCAAUAUCUCGUAUAUGGUACUGACUUUAUGUAUAUAUUUGGGUACUGAUUUACUCAGUUUAGAUUAAUAAGUAACUUUAAUUUCUUUCAUAAUAAUCCGAUUAAAUUAACGAUAUCUGUGCGUUAUUAAAUAAUAUAUCAACAUAGAAAUUUAAUGAACACUGAAGUAAUGAAGAGAUUUUGAAUUUAAAUACUUUUGGAUCCGUUAGAACAGCAUUUUGGUAUUUUUAUGGUAGAAGUAAAUGAUAUAUCUAAAAGUAACACACAGAUGUUGCCACUUUGAAGAACACUUUUUUUUGGUUCAGUCAUUCUUAAGAUUUUGUAAUUAUAUUCCAAUGAAUUUUCCAGCGAUCUCAGUAACAUACAUGUAAAUAUUUGAAGUAAUUUCAUACUUUUUUCAAUUAAUGGUCAGUUAAUAAUUUACUUCGUAAGUAACCUAUAUGGAAAUAAACAACACAA
Messenger RNA from Sitophilus oryzae (rice weevil), 4417 nucleotides. Its product is annotated as serine/threonine-protein kinase NLK-like. The record is from RefSeq and is a predicted model, not a curated record. Gene Ontology annotation, cellular component: nucleus; cytoplasm. Lineage: Eukaryota; Metazoa; Arthropoda; Insecta; Coleoptera; Curculionidae. Gene Ontology annotation, molecular function: MAP kinase activity. Bases 1 to 582 code for a protein of 193 amino acids. The transcript has 5 exons. Gene Ontology annotation, biological process: intracellular signal transduction.